GGGCUACGGCGCUGGGACGGACAGAGGGACGGAGGACGCAGGACAGACCGGGCGGGGCCGGCGCGGGCGCGGACGUGGGCGCGGCGGCUCAGGCUCCGAUGGUGGAGGGUCGCCCCGGGAGGCAGCGGCAAUGUGGGGGUGACCGUCAGCGCGCGUUCGAGGAGCCCGUGAGAGCAGAGGGGACCUGGGCCAGGUGGACGUCUGUCGGCUGGCAGGGCGACACAGGGGUUCGGAAUGGAAGCAGAAGGCUUGGAUUGGCUUUUGGUCCCCUUGCACCAGCUGGUUUCCUGGGGGGCAGCUGGGGCCAUGGUCUUCGGAGGGGUGGUGCCGUAUAUCCCCCAGUACAGGGACAUCCGGAGGACUCAGAAUGCAGAGGGCUUCUCUACCUACGUGUGUCUGGUGCUCCUGGUGGCUAAUAUUUUACGGAUCCUCUUCUGGUUUGGAAGGCAUUUUGAGUCACCGCUCCUCUGGCAGAGCAUAGUCAUGAUCUUGACCAUGUUACUGAUGUUGAAGCUCUGCACUGAAGUCCGCGUGACAAAUGAGCUGAACGUAAAACGCCGUUUCUUUGCAGCUGCAGAUAAUAAGGAUGAAGAAAUCAAGGUCCCCCCCAGGCGGUCGUAUCUGGACUUUGACCCUCACCACUUCUGGCACUGGAGCAGCUUUGGGGACUACGUGCAGUGUGUCCUGGCCUUCACGGGCGUGGCGGGCUACGUCACAUACCUGUCCAUCAACUCAGUCCUGUUUGUGGAGACCCUGGGCUUCCUGGCUGUGCUGACCGAGGCCACGCUGGGUGUCCCCCAGCUCUACCGCAACUACCUCCACCAGUCCACUGAGGGGAUGAGCAUCAAGAUGGUGCUCAUGUGGACCAGCGGUGACACCUUCAAGACGGCCUACUUCUUGCUGAACGGCGCCCCCCUGCAAUUCUCCGUGUGUGGCCUGCUGCAGGUGCUGGUGGACCUGGCCAUCCUGGGACAGGCCUAUGCCUUCGCCCGCCACCCCCAGAAGCCAGCCCCCCAUGUGGCGCACCCUGCCAGUGCCAAGGCCCUUUGAGGUGGCAGGGAGGACAUGGACAUGUGGCCUCCUGCCGUGGGCGCUGCCCGGCCGCCUGUCCUCCCUGUCUGGGGCAGGCAGGCACCGGGGCCCAACAGGGUGUCUUGGCUGUGGGUCUGGGAUGGGCCGGUGGGGGGCCUGAGUGCCCACGUUUGUGCUCAUACCUGAGGACGAGUGCAAGUGGGCUUUAUACCUGAGGGCUGGGCGGCGGCUAUUUUUCGGGUGAUGGAAAAGCAAGUGUUCUCUUCCUUCCUCUCAAAAAACACCUGUCUGGAACUUGGAAUAUGCUCACAGACCCAGGAAAAGACAGACUUAGGGCUGCUACGGGAUGGAGGGCACCAGGAAUCCCCCUCCAGGUGUCAGCGUGCAGGGGCCCCCGGGGCCUGCAGCCUGGCUCUCGGCGACCCUCGGCAUGGGUGGGAUUGGGGAGCAAGAGUGAACAAUGGCACCCGGAGAACCCGUGGUCCUGGCGCACAGAGCCUGGUCUCAGAAUGGCCCAAAUGUGGGCGCCCUGGUGACAACAUGUACGCGAGGGUGACUCAGGACAGGGCCCGGGCACAGAGGGUGUGGCUGGGGUUUUGUAUGCGCCUAAUGCUCGUGGAAAGGAAGCUGCGAGGACGCACAUUACAAGUGCUCUUGUUUAUCUGGUCGGAGUUGGCCUUGUCCGGGUCACCUUCAGUGCAGCCGCCUCACAGGACUCAGGACUUGGCCCUCAGCUUGGCAGUGGCGCCCAGAGGUGUCCUGUGCCCCCUAUGCCUCAUUUCUGCAUUGGCCUCCUCCUGGGAGAUGCUGGCGUGGACCCCACUGGCAGCGAGGGGGCAAGCCUGUGUCCAUGCCAGCUGGGCCCUGGCCAGAGUGAGCUCGGGUGCUGGCACCAGAGUCUAGAGGUCCCCACGAGUCCUAGGGGUGUGGUGGGGGGCAGGUUGUCCCUGUGUGCUCCCAGGAAAGCCAGGGGCCUGGGACCAGGUCUGGGUAGAUACCUCCAUCCCCCGAGCAUGGCCGCACUUGUGGGGCGUUCCCCCUGGAUUCUGGGAAUUGCAUGCACCUGCAGCGUACAGCUUUCGACGUCCGUCUUCCGGGACAGGGAGAUGGCCUGCUGGUCAGGAGAGGGGACACGUGAGGCAGGUGUCCCCACACUCCUCUCGGGCCUGGGGUGAUGUUCCAAGGUGGGGGGCUGUGGCCAGGCAUGGGCAUCUCUGGUCACCCUGUAUCUUUCCCCCUCUGUUUUACAGGAGCAUGUCAGCCAUGCCCAGCAGCCCUGGGCAAGCUCCCAGGCCCCCAGCGUCUGAGGGUUCUAGCAGCUUCUGUGUGGCUCUCUCUCUGCAGGGCGGAGGGGCAGCUCUGGGGCGGGUUCACACGGGCCGUGCCAAAGCUCUAGUGGUGUCUGCUCUUCAGAGCUGUUUCCUCCUCCUGAGUUUUCCUCAAAAACUCCUGAAUGUUUGGGUGAGGGUCCUGCUUAGUUUGGGCUGUAAGAUGCUUUGGCAAUGUUUACUUUUUAAACAGGACGCGGGGUGUCUGUAGCAGUAAAUGACUCCAGAUGAAAGCGUCUCCGACUACAGCAGUGAGGCAUCUGCCCAGUGUGAGGGGCACUCAGUUGUCAGGACGCUGCCUUUAACUCAAUAAACUCUCGCGAUCCAGUGUG
This is a messenger RNA of Leptonychotes weddellii (Weddell seal), 2692 nucleotides long. RefSeq names its product solute carrier family 66 member 2 (gene SLC66A2). Gene Ontology annotation, biological process: phospholipid translocation; retrograde transport, endosome to Golgi. The record is from RefSeq and is a predicted model, not a curated record. NCBI's taxonomy places the organism in Eukaryota, Metazoa, Chordata, Mammalia, Carnivora, Phocidae. Gene Ontology annotation, cellular component: trans-Golgi network; endosome.